CAUUCUUGGCGGCGCGGAACCUUCUUUUCCUCCAACGUGAUCACAAACGGACCCCUUCCUCGCCCUCCACAGAGCCGGCGGCAAGCCAAGCUCGGCUCCUCUGUAUGGUCUGCAGCAGACUCGACUUGCGCUAGCGAGCCCUUCGACGCUCGUGUCGUUUUGUGCUUAUUUAGUUGACGGAAGCUCGUGAUCGCAUGCGUACACAUACACGCACGCUCAAUAUGUAAUCGGCUCUUCGGUUGUCAUUAGGUAUGCGUGUGUGCGCUCGUGACUGGUACCGAUAUGAAACUGUUGUACUGCUGCACGGUUAGAGAUAUAUCCUGCAUCUUAUACACGUACGGACGAUAGCAAAGCUGAGUAGAUCGGAGCCCGCAAUGAAACGCCGGAGGCUGGCUCGCACCACAUCGUGCCGCGCGCCGCCGACUUUGAAUCUCGCCGGUUCGAGUCCCACUAACGGAGGAACUGCGUUCAAUGCGCCGAGCCCAGAGGCAUUGCAAGAAUUAUGCUCUCCGGGCAGCAGCAUAGCGCCGUGCAAGUGAAGCGCUCGCUCGUGAAGGAUCAGGUGCGCGAGGUGAUCGGGGGCUUGGAGAUUGUGCUCGGAGAGCUGAAGGAUGUGGCGAAGGAGCUGAAAGAGGUCGUCUCCCAGAUCGACACGCUCACCGCCAGCCUCAACCUGGACGAGGAGACGGACGACUCCAAGUGCAGCACCCUCAACAGCUCCUCGAGUGGCAACACUGGCUCCAGCGGAGGCGGCGCGGCUGCCGUUGCUCGUUUCAGCACCACGGUCAGCGCCGCGCGUUUCAGCACCACGAUCAACGCCUCGCGCUUCAGCACCACGGUCAGCGCCUUCGCCAGCCGCACCUCGGCCAGCGCCUCCGUGCUCACCGUUCUCCGGAAGCCGAGGCCACCUCCACCCCCUCCCAGGACCACACCUGUGUCGCUGCCCCAGCUGCCCUUUUGCGAGGAUCCGGGCCAGCGGGGCAGCUCCUUGGAGCCGACAGAGCAGGAGGAGGAGGAGGAGCAGGGGACUGUGGCAAGAGACGGCGGCGACAGGGAGAGGAAGCGGGAAGUGGGAGAGAACUUUUGCUGCCAACGGCGGCAGUUCGAGCUGAGCUACACGGCAGUGCGGCAGCGGACAGAGCUCGUGCGGGACUCGGCCUCUUAUCAACAUGAUCAGUCGAAUCAUUAUUACCAUCAUCAUCAACAGCAUCUUCAGCAGCAGCAGCAGCAUCGUUAUCAGCACCGGCAAGUGGACCAACACGCGCUCAAGGAUCGUGUACGCUUCAAUGACCUCGUCGAGUUCAGCGACUUGGUCGAGGAAGAAGAGGAGGAGGAAAGUAAUGAGGACCCUUUGCCAUCAGUGGAGGCACGGGGUCAUCCGUUGGGGCAAAUCGUCUGCAACCAGAGCGCGCUGCAGGUGGAAGCCAUGCAAUUGAGACACCACCACCACCAAAUCCAUCACCAUCACCACCAUCAGCAACAGCAGCAGCAGCAGCUCGCGUGCUCCGUGCAAUUGAACGCGGGUGCUCUGCAGGCUCUGCCACCCUCUGGCUUCCUAAGGGACAGUAGGAGCAUUUCCUACCACGCCAGGGAUACGACCGUGAUUGCGCAUGCCAAGAGGGACUCUGAGGGUCACCCGCCCCCCAAGGCAAUACUGAGAAAGUCGAAGAACACAGUGGUAUAGGGUGCACCGGUGUGUGCAGUGCAAUGUCUGUGGCGAUGGAAAUGGUGGUGGUGGGGUUACGAAUAUUAAUAAUAAAGUUGUGCUUUGGGAAAUAAUGCUGGCUAAGUUUGGUAGCUGAUGGCUGAAUGUAAGGACACACCGCAUUGUGCGAGCCUGUGUUUUAAUUGCCUUGGUAAAUGCGCAAAGACGUGUCCCUUGCGGAAUGGUACACAAAUCUCACAUAGCAAACUCCAUUUACCAAUUUCCUCCGUUCAAUGCACAUUGGAGUCGUUGUACACCGCAUGCACCUGAUGAUCAGUACACUGGCCACAUAAAGUAGAACAUAUUCGAAUUAAGAUCACUGUAUUUGUUUUGGUAUGUUUCAGGUGACGCAAGUUGUUGCUGUUUCAGAUUAAGAGCGAGUGUAUUGUUUUUGUGGGUGUGUGGGCACUUGUGUCUCGCAUGGACUGAGUGCUUUGGUUGCAUUAAGAUCGACUUUUUGUGACUGUGUGUGCAUAUGUGCCAAACCUGCGGGGAGCGAUAGUGCAGCGGUUAGCGUGCUGCACUACGAACCUGGCGAACCAAGUUCGAUUCCGACUCACUUUCAACAUCAUUGACGAUUAUUUGAACCGGUACUGGGCCUCCCCUAGGUCGACUCGGCCCCAAAUGAGUACGGUGUGUAGAUAUCAGAACUGCAGAGACAAAGUUGGCCGGGCAUGGUGCUGGCCACCCACCCCAUCGUGUGCCGUGCCAGCCUUAAUAGGUGCUCGCUAACAGCACUUGCCCCAAUAGUCUGUUAAGCAUAUGCGGAGGAUCCUUCUAUUACCCAACACGAUGCAAAGUACUUAUUGAGAGUGAUGCGUUUCCCUCUAUGACAAAAAAAAGAAAGUGACAAUGCAAAUUCAUCAUCAGGCAUGUGCAGCGUGUAACGCAAUAUUUUCUAUCCUAAGGGAAGUGACUUGGUAAAUGCGCAAAGACGUGUCCUUGUGUUUGGCGCUUUAUAAAGCGCUGCCAUACAAUGGCAUCUUCUCUACAAACAUAAUUCAUGCCUUGCUAGGUAAAUGGCCUACCCUGUAUAUAGUACUCUGUAUAGUACCGCAUAGGCGUUUGAAAGAAGCAAAAAUGCUCAGGGAUUUUAAUAGUGCCGAAUGAGACGUGUGUGUACAUGAGGCGUGCCUGUUUAUUUAUUUAACUCGUGCACUGCUAUAAAUACAUUGUGGGCGGGAGGGGGGGUGAGGAUGCUUGUUUCACACCCGCUUGCUCGGACUUCUGAGCAGAUGAGUUGUAGCUGCCGGACCCUUGAAAAUGACCGCUAUUCAAUGUUUGCUUCGAAUUAUAUUUAUACCAUACGCGGUUGUGGAGACAACUUGUACUGGGUUGUGUGAAUUUAUUACCCAGGUGACUUCCAAAAAGUAACACCUCGUUUCUUUUCUUCUCAGUAGACUCCAAAUCGACAGAGGCACUCCUCCAACAUGACGAUGCCAGAUCGUCCCAAAUUAUCGUCAGAAUUCCGGAGGUCAUUGCUCAUAGUCCACAUGCCAAAGCAGAACACGGUGCAACCCGAGGUAUCAGAACUUUACGAGUGUUUUGAUCAUUUGCAAUGUUUAUCCACUAAAAUUCAGUGUUAUUGGCCACAUCAAGAAAUUGUAACUGCAAAAGUUACGCCACCCUCAGAUAGUACCGACUGGUGAAACAUCUGGUCCGGCUACCUGGACGAUGAGGUCAGGUUUACUGUGCUGCUUAUUUCACUCGAUGCAUGCUUGAGUUGGCACGCCGAUAUUUGCAUCUGACAAUUCCAGACAAUAUACGCGAGCCCGAGAAACAUCAGAGGUCAUUGCACAGAAUGUUCUGCCACAUCUGCCGUGCAGAAUAGAUCUGGCGCGUUCAAAUUAUCACUGCUCGGCCACCAAGAAGGACGGUUUAUGUGAGCAACAUCGUGAAAAUGGCACUGCCGGCAAAGAGCACUGUUCUUUGACGGUUUGUGCGACACCGAUGAAUCGUUUUAUUGUGUUGGAAUUCUCGGCCCGUGGUCCCACGUUGGCACCGGUGCAUUGGAAAAUAUGAGGCAAUGUUAAAACAAAAAAAUCUGCCAAAUGUUCUUGGCAUUCCCAUGAAUAACAUUUUGUAUCCGUUCAAUAAAACGUUAUUGAUUUUGGAAAAAUAGGAGGAUUUACUUUUGGUGCAGCCCUGGGCUGUAAGUCUAUAUAUAUAUAUACACACAUAAACUGUACCAUUACAUGGAUAUGGGAUGCCCGCAGAAAUCAAUCUCGGGUAUUUGAGCACAAAAGGCCACAUUUGCACAUUUGUCCCGAUUUGCUCGUGAAGAGCGUUAAUACGGAAAGGACAAAUGGGAAGCUAAGUAGGCAGCAGUAAUGCAGUCUCUUCUUCUCAGCACCCCUCUCCCACCGUUUCUCUGUCAAUGUACAGCACUUAUGAAAAACGUAAUAUUUCAUUGUGUCAUUGGUCAUGGAGUAUAUAUAUAUAUGAAUAUAUAAAUUAUAAUAUAUAUCAAUAAUAAUUUACAUUGUAUCUAAAUACAUAAGCAUAUCAUGACGCAGUACAGGCCAACCAGAUAAAAAAUCAGUGUGACAUGAUCAUCAUCAUCAUCAUGGGCCUUGGUCAAUCCACUGCUGGACUAUGGCCACCCCUCAACUCGUGACAAUCUCCCACGAACUCCUUGAUGUAACGGAUCUGCCCCGAGCCUGCGUCCGCGCGAACGACGGUGAGCAAAGUGAGUUCAUUCGAUUGUAAAUAACUCACCUGACCAAAACAAAGAGCAACAGUCGGGGGGAGUAACUUGAGCAGUGGGAUGAUGCACCACGCAAAACCGUCCUGGCCACCGAAAUCUUAUGCUGACGUUCACUUGUAAUGUGCUCCGCGAUGGUUUGAACGCGUAUGGAAGGGCAAAAGUUAUUGUAACCCUGCUGCUGCUCUAUAUAAGAACGGGAGACACAGCAGAGCCUCACCAUUCUGGCGAAUUGCCCGAUGAUGCUGGAUGCAAUUACCAGCGAAACGUCGUACUCAAAUUGUAAAUUGAUGUGGUUUCACGCUUCAACACACCGGUGGGCUAAAGCAGUGAACUAAUUGUCUUUUGUCAACGUGACACUUUUUUACUGAUUGGCCGUGUCGGGUGGUGGAGGGUUACGACACAUUUAUAAAUAACGCGAUCUAAACCCAAAAACUUGAUUAUGAAUAAUAUUGGUCGCGAAAGCCUGCUACGU
This is a messenger RNA of Lethenteron reissneri (Far Eastern brook lamprey), 4884 nucleotides long. Its product is annotated as myb-like protein Q. The record is from RefSeq and is a predicted model, not a curated record. Gene Ontology annotation, biological process: positive regulation of translation; positive regulation of cell size. NCBI's taxonomy places the organism in Eukaryota, Metazoa, Chordata, Hyperoartia, Petromyzontiformes, Petromyzontidae.